This is a messenger RNA of Exserohilum turcica Et28A, 657 nucleotides long. RefSeq lists its product as uncharacterized. The record is from RefSeq and is a predicted model, not a curated record. NCBI's taxonomy places the organism in Eukaryota, Fungi, Ascomycota, Dothideomycetes, Pleosporales, Pleosporaceae. The coding region runs from base 1 to 657 and encodes 218 amino acids. The transcript is spliced from 2 exons.
AUGAUAACACCCGAGAGCUGCGUCGCCACGUACGUGGCUGCUAGCCAGUUGCCAGAGGUUGAACAGCUUGUCGGCCAACCACCACUACACCCAGGCCAGGGCUAUCGUCUGCGAAAGUGCCAUGACUAUGGCCUACCACUUCCAGAACACUAUCGCCUCCUUACAACCUACUUCCCUGAGGUCGCAGUCCCUGUUGGAUUGUGUAUCUUCCAUCCACAGUCGCGGCCAAAGUUCCCGCCCGAUGGCUCAUGGCAGGCUGUCAUGUCUACAGAUGGCUUGAAAGAAUUCGUCGACGCGAACCCAGAUCUUCCUAUUGUCGUCAAAGGCACCGAACAGCCCCACUACCUUAUCGCCGAGCUCUUACGCGACCCGAGCAGUAAGGAGGCCAAGUAUGGGCUCACUGCUGAGGGAUACCCCAUUAUUCAGCUCUACACGAUUGGUUUCAACGAGUAUCCUUACGCGUUUGAUCCAGCCACACAUGUCAUCAACGGAGUCCAAUACACUGGCGCUGAGCUUCUCUCGUGGGAGCUUGCUACGUUCAUUUACCGAUAUUGCAAGACGCCCGAAAACGAGCCAGUAGUGACGUACGAGCGCAUUUACAAGAACAUUUACGAACGCCUGCGCAGGCGUGCCAACAACAGGGUUCGUCCUGACUAG